This is a messenger RNA of Frankliniella occidentalis (western flower thrips), 2514 nucleotides long. It is a transcript of the gene Septin1, whose product is annotated as septin-1. The record is from RefSeq and is a predicted model, not a curated record. Gene Ontology annotation, molecular function: molecular adaptor activity; GTPase activity; GTP binding. Gene Ontology annotation, cellular component: cell division site; septin ring; microtubule cytoskeleton. NCBI's taxonomy places the organism in Eukaryota, Metazoa, Arthropoda, Insecta, Thysanoptera, Thripidae. Bases 151 to 1221 code for a protein of 356 amino acids. Gene Ontology annotation, biological process: regulation of exocytosis; cell division; cytoskeleton-dependent cytokinesis. The transcript is spliced from 8 exons.
AUUCAUGACAAAACUUAGGCCCCUGUGAACUGUCAAUGAGCCCCAGCAGUGAGCCCGGCGACGACUCCUGCUGAAACCGUGUUGUAUUUUCAUUCAAAUUGCUUAUAUAUUCGUAACCCUUCACUUAGAACGUUCUUUUGUACAUCCACAAUGUCUAGUGAAUCUGUUAAAACGUUCGCAAGCCUUGAAACCCCUGGAUAUGUUGGGUUUGCUAACCUCCCAAAUCAAGUACACAGGAAGUCUGUCAAGAAAGGAUUUGAAUUCACUCUUAUGGUUGUUGGUGAAUCCGGUCUUGGGAAAUCAACCUUGGUCAACAGUCUCUUUCUCACGGAUCUUUACCCAGAGCGAGUUGUCCCUGAUGCUAUUGAAAAAGCAACUCAGACCGUAAAGCUGGACGCGUCGACCGUUGAGAUUGAAGAGCGUGGUGUAAAGUUGCGACUGACUGUAGUUGACACCCCUGGGUUCGGAGAUGCCAUCGAUAACACAGACUGUUUCCGUGCAAUUAUUCAGUACAUCGAUGAUCAGUUUGAACGUUUCCUCCGCGAUGAGAGUGGUUUGAAUCGGCGUAACAUUGUUGACAAUCGCAUUCAUUGCUGCUUCUACUUUAUAUCUCCAUUUGGUCAUGGAUUAAAACCACUGGAUAUCCAAUUCAUGAAACAGCUUCACAAUAAAGUGAACAUAGUUCCUGUAAUUGCCAAAGCUGAUGUUCUGACUAAGAAGGAAAUGCUUCGUUUAAAGAAAAGGGUAAUGGAGGAAAUUGAAAAGAAUGAGAUUAAGAUCUAUCCUCUUCCAGAUUGUGAUAGUGAUGAAGAUGAGGAUUACAAAGAACAGGUUCGUCAACUGAAAGAAGCUGUUCCUUUUGCUGUCUGUGGGGCAAAUGCUAUGCUUGAGGUUCGUGGCCGCAAAGUCCGCGGUCGCCUGUAUCCAUGGGGUGUAGUGGAAGUUGAAAAUCCAGACCACUGUGAUUUCAUCAAAUUAAGGACCAUGCUUAUCACACACAUGCAAGACUUACAAGAAGUGACUCAAGAAGUACACUAUGAAAAUUAUAGAUCUGAACGCCUUGCCAAAGGUGCUCCCAUGCCAAAGAAAGUUCCCUCCAUGGAUGGUGCUAUCAUUCCUGCAGAAAAAGACCGCAUCCUACAGGAAAAAGAAGCUGAACUUAAACGCAUGCAAGAAAUGCUUGCAAAGAUGCAAGCACAAAUGUUGCAGCAGCAACCAUAGAAUAAACUCGCGCACCACGUCACUCUGGACUCUGCUAGGCGUCACUUUUCUAACUCAGUCAUUUGCAGUGGAGCCUGGCCGUGGUGUGCGUGCGCUUGGUGCAAAGAGUUGAGCCAACAUCGCCGGCCAACCGAAACCAUGCUGUAAACUUUCCGUAUCUUGUUUGAUGAGGCAUGAAUUUGUAAGGAUGGAGAAUGGCUUGAUAAGGAGUGGAUUGGAUCUUACUGAUGAUUUCUAUUUAAAAGUAAAACACUCCUAUUUUGUUUUGUAAUUUAAAUUCUGUAGAUUUUGCGACUAUAUCACAGGGUAAAAAAAGCCCACAAGGCCAUUAUGGAUUCUGAAGGUUUGUAAUUCUGGACCAAAUUUUUGCUAUUCUUUGUUAAAGAAUGUAAUUUUUUGAUCCGUUGUAAUUUGUGUUGUGCCAAGCCAAAUUUGAAUUCAGGUUGUGACACAAGUAUUAUUAAAACAGUGGGAAUUUCCUUUUUAAAAAAUUUUGUGACGGGAAUGAUGUUUUUCAAACCAAAUGGUAGCAGUUGGUUGCUGACUUUGAUAGGUAAUGAAUGGAGAUUUGGCAUACUUUUAAGUGGGGUUGUAUUAGUAAUGAGAAAAAUUUAAGAUUGUGUGUUGUGUUUUUAGAUUGACUUAGGAAGAACUUUUUAAGUAAAGAUUGUUGUAAUGAAUCCAUGGUUGUAAUCCUAAAGGUCUGAUAAAAUUGUGAAUCUCUUGACAAUCACAUGCUCAAAGAAGAUUUUUUAGAUAUCUAGUACAAAAAGUUCUGAUCUGUUAAAUUUUUAAAACUGUCGAUUUUGAGUUCAUACCUUUUCUUGCAGUGAUGUGCCAAGCUUUUUUUCAUUUAAUUUCUAUUGUUUUAAAAGUUACAAAUAUCUCUUUUAGCUAGGUAUUUUUUUAUUUUUUUGGCAAGUCAUUGAAAUGUAUACAAUUUUGUUGUUACAAUUUUUAUCCUGUGUUCUAGUUGGAUACGUCAGUAAUCGUCUAAUUAGAGGAAAGUAAAGACCUUUGUAGGACAUUGUUUAGAUAGGUAGUGGAUUUCAUGUUAAAUCGAUAUUGAGAGUUAUACAGUCCAUGGUGGUUCGGAGUCUGAGCUCUGUUAAUGGUGAUAUUCUUCUCAUCAAACGUCACCAUCACCUUUCUUGUGCAUUCAUAUCAUGUAUUUGUAAUCUCCGCUGUGAAAUUUUUAUGUUAAAGUGUUGUGCUGUAGUCUCUUUGUUUCUGUUGUAGUGCAAGCCUUACCAAAUGAUCCUUAGGAACUUAACAACUUGGGUGAUUUGUUUU